GCGCGGGCCAUGGCCACGGUCAAGGCCUCCGUGCCUGCCUGCGGCUUCGGCGUGGGCGCCACGAAGAAGGGCGAGCUGCCGCUGAGGGUGGAGAAGCGUGCCAGGGGCAAGAAGGUGACCGUCAUCCCCAACGUGACCGGGGACGCCUCCAAGCUGGCGCGGGCCCUGCAGACGAUGCUCGGGGUCGGCGGGACGGUCCGGCAGGUGGAGGGGGGCGCCUGGGCGGUGGAGGUGCAGGGGGAGCAGGUGGGGCGGGUGACGCGCGCGCUGCUCGACUUCAGGUGCCUCCAGGGGCUGACCAAGGUGGCGCUGGAGCGGCUGCAGGAGAGCAUCGAGACCGGCAGCAGGGACGCGGACAGCUCCGUGGUUGCCAGGAGCGUCGCCACAAAGUUUCUGGCGCGGACUCAAGAGGGCAAGGCGUCGACCAAGGAGGACAGGCAGAAGGCCCUGGCGAUGGAGGCGGAGUUUUAUGGCCACUAUUGGGACACGGCGGUCGCGUCGUCGGUGGACGAUUUCUCCGACGUGUGGGAAGAGACCCUUGCUGCAGACGGCGCGCCUGGAACGGAGGUCAAGGCGGUGCCCGUGCAGAGCGAAGUCGAGCUCACUUUCGCGCUGAAGGCGCUGGGAAUGUUCCCGGAGACCGGCCGCGCCGUGAAAGAGUUCUGGGAGAAGAACACCGGCAUGACCGUGGCUCAGUUCAGGAAGAUGGCGCUGAACCCCGGCGCUCGCUUCACGGGCGAGGGUCCAGCCCAGAAGGAGGUACCAUCCAACCUCGUUUCGCGGCAGAAGGUGUCGGAUCGGAAGGCGGGGGGCGGCAGGACCAACUAUUUCUCUUACACGUGCUCCGUCAUCGACGCCUACCAGCGCGGCAUCGCGGUGAGUAAGGACACGGAGUCCGAGCCAGCACCCGCUGAGGCCGAGGAGCCCAAGAUGGGCAUCAGCAGCGACGAAGAAGGCUGGUGCACUGCGACCAUGCAUUACGUGCUGCCGUUCCAGCCGCCCAGCACCAGGCUCGAUGCGGAGGAGUGCGCCAGGGUGUCCAGCGGCGCCCUGAGCAAGAUAGAGAAACAUAUCAGGGAGGACCUUGACAGGAUUUCGGGGAGUCUCCCUGGCGUUGAGUGCUGCCUGGACAGCAGCUCGUUCCGUCUGGACCUAAAGCUUCACGAGCGCGAGUUUUUGCACGCAGGGAAGCGGGACACUGGGGGUAAGCCCCUGGACAACAACGCAAAAGAGGAGCUCAGACUCGAGAAGAAGCUCAGGGAGAUCGCUGCGCUCAAGCGGCGCCAGGUCGAGGGCGAGACCCUGGAGAAGCUCCAGGUCGAGAAGGUCCUGAAGAGGGGUGAGCUCUUCGAGCAGGUCGCCGAGCUCAAGCUCCGGCGGGCCGAGAAGGAGCUCCGCCGCCUCUUCAAGAGCCACUCCAAGCGCUUCCAGGAGGCCUUCUGGGACUGCGAGCACCAGGCCCUCUUCGGGGGCGGCUCGGCGGCGUCCGCCGCCUCCUCCUCCGCCGCCAUGUCCUUCGGGACGUUCGACGAGGGGCAGCGAGAGGGCCCGGUGACGCUGAGCUCCGACGGGACGCGCGCCGAGGGUGCCGCCUCCCGGUGGGCCGGGGUUGGGCUGCACUUGCUGGUGCGCGGCGGCGAAGUCGGCGCCUUUGCGGUGGAGGUGCUGGAGGGCCUCGUGCGGCUCGGGUGGGCUGCUCAGGGCGCGGGCCUGAGCGACCUCGGCGCCGACGAUAGGAGCUUCGGCUUCGGCGGGUCUGGCGAGAAGGUGCACCGUGGGGUCUUCGAGCCGUACGGGCGGCGGUUUACCGCGGGGGACGUCAUCCACUGCGAGGUGGAGCGCGAGGCCAGCAUCGUGCGCCUCGGUUUCGCCCUGAACAGCGAGCCGCUGGGCAUUGCGUACGAGGCCCCGGACGAGCUUGGUGACGACGCGCUGGCUGGAGCGGUGUGCGGCCAGGGCUUCAAGGUCAGGCUGCUCUCCGCUGAGUGCAUGCCUCUGGAGGACGCCCCGGGCCUCGUCGGCUUCGUGGAGUACGACCCGCCGCGGAUGGCCCAGGCGGUCGUGGACUUCCGCGGCCGCGAGGACGAGUGCCUGCAGAUGUGGGCGGGCGAGACCGUGAACGUCUCGGCGGACGAUGGCAGGGGUUGGCUCUUCGGCUUCUUCCUCGACGCGGAGGACCCCGACGAUGGGGGCUGGUUCCCGGCCGAGGGCGUGCGGUUCCUGGACGUGGACCCGGCCGCGGCCGCCUUGGAGGAGGCCGAGGAGGAUGCGGCGUGGGGGGCGGCGCCGGCGGCGGACGCGUGGGGGCCGCCGCCCGCCGCCCCCGCGGAGCCCGAGGCGUGGGGCGCGGCGCCCGCGGCUGCGGAGGACGAGGGCGUGGAGUGGGGGUGCGGCGAGGAGAUCCCGGGGCUCGCGGAAUGGCUGCGGGGCCUGGCGCUGCAGAAGUACGAGGCCCAGGCGACCGCCUGGUGCCGCGAGAUGGGUGCCGUGUCCACCCGGGAGGUGGAGGAGAACUGGGAGGAGUUCGCGGGCGCCCUGGGGCUGCGCCCUCUCGAGCGCACGCGCCUCAGGAAGAGAGCCACUGCUGGUGCCGCUUAG
Molecule: messenger RNA, 2598 nt
Organism: Prorocentrum cordatum
Lineage: Eukaryota; Dinophyceae; Prorocentrales; Prorocentraceae
Source: the annotation of a GenBank genome assembly